GAGAGAGAGAGGAGAGAAGAUAAUUGGGAGAGAGGGCGGAGAGGGGUGAGAUGGUGGGCGGCGGCGGCGAGGAAAAUGAAGAUCGGGCGGCGCGUGUGCGACUGGGGAAGUACGAGCUGGGGAAAACUCUGGGGCAUGGGAACUUCGGAAAGGUCAAAUUAGCUAUCAAUUUUGAAACGGAUCAGCCUUUUGCUGUCAAGGUCCUCGACAAGACCAAGAUCAUCGACCUCAAUAUCUCCGAUCAGUUUAAAAGGGAAAUACGGACGCUGAAGCUUCUCAAGCAUCCAAAUAUAGUGAGGCUACACGAGGUGUUGGCCAGUAAAAGCAAAAUUUACAUGGUUCUCGAGUAUGUGAACGGGGGAGAAUUGUUUAAUAGAAUCGCAUCCAACGGGAAGCUGUCGGAAGAUCGAGGUAGAAAAAUCUUCCAACAGUUAAUUGACGGUGUGAGUCACUGCCAUUGGAAAGGCGUUUACCAUAGGGAUCUUAAGCUUGAGAACAUAUUGGUUGAUGCGAAGGGAAAUAUUAAGAUAUCUGAUUUUGGCUUAAGUGCAUUACCCGAGCAUUUAAGGAAUGAUGGCUUGCUUCACACCACGUGCGGAAGCCCAAACUACGUGGCACCUGAGAUUCUAGCUAACCGAGGGUAUGAUGGUGCGGCCUCUGAUGUUUGGUCUUGUGGGGUUAUCUUAUACGUAAUUCUUACUGGAUCGCUUCCUUUCGAAGAUAGAAAUUUGUGCGUCCUUUACAAUAAGAUCUUGAAGGGUGAAACGCAGCUACCCAAAUGGCUAUCACAAGGGGCUCAAAAUUUGAUCAAAAGGAUUCUUGAUCCUAACCCUAUUUCUCGGAUAACUAUGGCAAGUAUCAAAAUGGACGAGUGGUUUAGAAAGGAUUACAAUCCAGCCUACCUUGACGAUGACGAGGAGGAUAUAAACACUCAAAGUGAGGCCAUCCCGACGCAUCAAGAGCCAUCUUAUCUCGAGGAAAGGAGUCCGAGAUCUCCCACGACUAUAAACGCUUUUGAACUGAUUGGAAUGUCAUCAUGUCUAGAUCUUUCAGGCUUAUUUGAGAAAGAGGAUAUUUCUGAGAGGAAGAUUAGAUUUACAACCAUUCACUCAGCCAAAGAAGACAUCCUCAAUCGGAUGGAGGAUCUUGUCAAAGAAAUGGGGUUUCUUGUCCACAAGAAAGAAGGAAGGUUGAAAGUAAUGAGAGAGCACAAGGGGCAGAAUGGUGUGGCCAUUAUACUUUCAGUAUCAGCAAAGGUUUUUGAGAUAAGCCCUUCACUAUAUGUUAUAGAAUUAAGAAAGGUGCAAGGAGAAUCAUCUUCAUAUAGACAGCUAUGUAAAAUAUUAUCAAGUGAUUUAGGCAUCCCGUCGAGACAGGGCUCAGUGAUGGCAAGUGGCUAAUAGACUAUGGUCGUCUAUAUAUUUGUUAUUUGUGGGAUCACACAGAAAAUUGUAAUUUUAAUUAUAAAAU
Messenger RNA from Cucurbita moschata (crookneck pumpkin), 1470 nucleotides. Its product is annotated as CBL-interacting serine/threonine-protein kinase 1-like. NCBI's taxonomy places the organism in Eukaryota, Viridiplantae, Streptophyta, Magnoliopsida, Cucurbitales, Cucurbitaceae. The record is from RefSeq and is a predicted model, not a curated record. The transcript has 12 exons. Gene Ontology annotation, biological process: signal transduction; protein phosphorylation. Gene Ontology annotation, molecular function: ATP binding; protein kinase activity. Bases 51 to 1400 code for a protein of 449 amino acids.